AAUGUUUUGACAGUUUUGAUUUUUUGCAACUUAUUUUCAUAUAAUCAAUUUUUUUCGAAAAUUUCCACAUAUUUCCCGUUUUUCCAUAUAAUUUGCGUAAUGAAUAUACCUAUAAGAAAUUUAAAAAUAAUACGUGGUAUUUAUAAAACUAAUUUAACGCUGCAACAGUGUGCUGUAAAGGGGCUAAAAAGUUUAAGUUGCCAACAGCAGGACAAAAUAAACAAUUGGCAGGUGAACAAUAAAAACAACAAUACGUACUAUAAAACGUCUGCGACUGCCGCCACAAACAUCUUAGGAAAAUUAUGGAAUUUAGAAAAACAUUCACAAAUUAGAGGAUAUGCUAAUUUCUCUCCUAAACCCGCUGAGAGAGAAGAUAACUUAAAGAAGAAGGCGGGUAAUGAAAAGGAUGAAGAUGAGGAUAAUAAGCAAAUGCCUGAUCAUGGUCAUGGUCGUACGUUACCACGUCUAAUGAAUUUCCCGGAAAUUAUGUGGCCGUCAAUGUUGAAUUCAAUUAAAAACUGGAUAAAGGUUCAAUUUAUAAUACGUCCCUAUAUAGAUCGUGAAUUUAAUAUUCGAGAUUUUUGUCAAGGAGCUAAAAAAGCUAUGCAGGUAGUUUCAAGCAAACUGAUGAAUGGCGAUUUUACAACACUUAAUGAUCUAGUCAGCUCAGAAGCUCUGUCGGAGCUUAAGCCAGUCGUACAAAAGUUGUCGGUUUCCCAGAGACGUCAGUUGGAGGUUAAGGAGUCUGAUAUAUACCUUACAUUUCCCUAUCAAAUAGGUAUAAUAUUUGAUGAGACAAACGAGAAGGUACAAAAGAGAUGGGUGGAAGUAACAAUGGUCUUUCAUGUACUUAGAGGUCUUCAAGAAAUGCGUGAAUCGGGAGAAGAAAUUCCUUGGAAUAUGGGCACCCUGCCAGAAUACCAAGAUAAAGUCUUCGUAUGCAAUUAUCGCUUCAUCAAAGAGUUCACCACUGGCCAGGAGUCAGAUUGGACCAUCAAUGUUGUCAAUCACUUUAAGCCUAUUGAUUUGAUCAACGAGUUGAAAAGGGAAGAAUAAAAGUGACAGAUAAUUCAUAUUCUUCUCCAAGUGGAUUUGUUUUACAAUACGAAUAAAGAAAAAUUGUUUUUUUGUAACUAAGUUUUUAAACAUUUUAAAAAAGGAAUAAAAUUUCAACAAAAUAUA
Calliphora vicina (urban bluebottle blowfly) is the source of this 1182-nucleotide messenger RNA. RefSeq names its product m-AAA protease-interacting protein 1, mitochondrial. Gene Ontology annotation, biological process: protein insertion into mitochondrial inner membrane from matrix. The record is from RefSeq and is a predicted model, not a curated record. Bases 100 to 1056 code for a protein of 318 amino acids. Gene Ontology annotation, cellular component: mitochondrial inner membrane. Gene Ontology annotation, molecular function: ribosome binding. NCBI's taxonomy places the organism in Eukaryota, Metazoa, Arthropoda, Insecta, Diptera, Calliphoridae. The transcript has 2 exons.